CCGCCCAAUUCUUGAGCUUGAAGCCGUGGACGUCUUGGAUGGUGCCACGUUCUGCGGUGACGACGUAGCUCUGGCUAAGGUAAAGCGCUUCGUUUGCCAGCUGCGCGAACUUGAACUUGAAGAUGAGCUACUUGUUUCUUGCCCGCUGUUCUUUCGUUUUGGAAGGCUUCACACGUUGUUGCGAAAGCGUACUUGCGGUUGGGUCAGCUUUCAACUGGUAAUUUACAGCAUUGGACGGUGGAGGCUCUUAAAGAUCACUGAGCCGGCUGCAUCAGCGAUCAACGUUCUUUGAAGAUCCAGAUAGUGUCACCUUCCAACACCGGCUGAGCCACGAGUCAUGGCGUCAUCAGUUGUGCAGCAGUCCUUUGCUAUACGUGCUUUGUCGUCGAGGACUUUGAUCCACCGCAGUGUUUCUUCCUCCCGAUGUGGCGCAUAUCGCUCAGUUGUUGUGCUUAACAGCAGUAGCUGGCAUGGUAUCGAAAGGAGGGGCUUACCAAGAAAGCAGCCGCAGGUGCUCGCACAGUCCACCCUCUCUAGCCCCUUCCUCGGCGAAGCCUCCAGCCUCUACCUCUCUCGGCAGUCUCCUGCAUACCCCUCCGGCCGCCGCACUUUCAGCACCGCCCGUGCCACUGCAGAAACAGAGUAUCCCUCUAGCACAAAGUCCCCCUCUGAAGGCACCGUUUCUGGAAAUGAAAACAACGGCGCGGCAGAGGGGAAGCAGGAGAUCGUGCGAAAGGAGUAUCCGUCCGGGGAGAUGGUCUUUGAGGAGAUCGAGGGGUUCGGGCGGUUCAUGCAGAGCGUGCGGAUGUUCUUCGCAUGGCCGUGGCAGAAGUUCAAGAAGGGCAGUGUGCUUACGAUGAAUCUCUCAGGCGCACUCCAAGAGCAGCUUGGCUCCUCCUUUGCGAACACCGUUUCGUUGACUCAAGUCUGCCAGAACCUUCGGAAGGCUGCGCACGACCCGCGUGUCGUUGGUCUCUUUCUGAAAAUUGAGCCGCUUGGGUGCGGGUGGGGCAAGAUCCAGGAGUUGCGGCGGCACAUCGAGUACUUCAAGAAGUCAGGGAAGUACACGAUUGCGUACGUUGAGACUGGCGGCGAGAAGGAGUACAUGUUGGCGUCUGCUUGCAACGAGCUCUAUGUGCCCCCAGGCGCUUACCUGUCGCUUCGCGGCCUCUCUGUUUCGGGCUCGUUCCUGGGUGGGGUUCUGGAGAAGGUGGGCGUGGAGCCGCAGGUGCAGCGCAUCGGCAAAUAUAAGAGCGCAGGCGACCAGCUGGCGCGUAAGGACAUGUCGCCCGAGAACCGCGAGAUGCUCACCGCGCUGCUCGACGAUCUCUACACCGGCUUCGUGGAGGCUACCGCCGCCGCGCGAGGCAAGGAGAAGGCCGAAGUCGAGGCUCUUAUCAACGAGGGCGUAUACGAAAUGGAGGCACUGAAAGCGGGGGGGUGGAUUACGGACAUUAAGUACGCAGACGAGAUUGAGGAGGAUUUGAAGAAGCGGACGGGGGGCAAGGAGGACAAAGUGUUGGCGGUGGAUUACAGGCGGUACUCGAGGGUUAAGGAGAAAACGCUAGGCCUUACAGGCCGGGACCGGAUAGCAGUCAUUCGGGCGGCUGGGGGCAUCAGCCGCGGCAAGGGCGGCCGAACGGGGAGCGGCAUUGGCAGCGACGCGCUGAUUCAACAGCUGCGGCGAGUGCGGGACAAUAAGAGGAUAAAGGCGGUCAUUCUGCGGAUUGAUAGCCCCGGUGGAGAUGCGCUAGCAUCCGACCUCAUGUGGCGGGAGUUGCAGAUGGUCGCGAAAGAGAAGCCGGUCAUUGCUUCUAUGGUCGACGUGGCAGCCUCCGGGGGCUACUACAUGGCCAUGGGUACGGACACAAUUGUCGCGGAGGACUUGACGAUUACCGGGUCCAUCGGCGUUGUUACCGGCAAAUUCAGCCUAGCCGAGCUGUACAAGCGCGCCGGAUUUUCGAAGGAGAUUAUCUCGAGGGGAAAGUUCGCGGAACUGAACGCAGACAACCGGUCGUUCACCGAAGAGGAGGAGGACUACUUCGCCAAAAGUGCGAUGCACGCAUACAAAACGUUCCGGGACAAGGCCGCGCUCUCGCGCAAGAUGUCGAUCGAGCAACUAGAGGAGGUGGCUCAGGGCCGGGUCUGGACCGGGAAGCAAGCGCUCGAGAAGGGCCUAGUCGACGUGCUCGGUGGAUUCUCCCAAGCACUCGCGAUCGCAAAAGAGAGGGCAGGCAUUCCGCUCAACCAAAACGUUACGCUCAUCGAGUUCUCGCGACAAACGCCGUCCCUAGGCGCGUUGCUAUCCAGCGGGGUAGGCGGAAGUGCGCAACUAGAAAGUUUGGCGUCUUUGGUGGAAGUGGGUAGAGAGAAGUUGUUGUCUAGCGCGCCGCAGUAUAAAAUGGAAGCUUUCGAGUUGGGCGACUCGGGUUUGGGAGCACGGGAAAUGGGUUCGGACUUGGAAGAGGGGGCGGGGGCACUCCUGGCGCUGUUGCCGGAGUUUCUAGAAGACGUAACGAACAGUAGGGAAUGAUUGGAGGGUUAAAUUAGAGGUUAGGAUUCAACAGCACGGCGCACUUGCAUUGUACAGUUUUAAUGUUGCAAGAUGCCGGUAGUUUAGCCAUCUACAGCUAUUGAUAAUGACGUGUUCAUCAAUCAAAGAUAUUCAAAUCGCUCAGCUCGG
Molecule: messenger RNA, 2683 nt
Organism: Klebsormidium nitens
Lineage: Eukaryota; Viridiplantae; Streptophyta; Klebsormidiophyceae; Klebsormidiales; Klebsormidiaceae
Source: the annotation of a GenBank genome assembly